GAGGAUUUGGUGGUGCGCAUGCGCACAUAUGUACAUGGAUGCAGUAGCUUUGGACACCCGAAAAUGGGCUGGUGACGAACGGAUCUUUUGCAAGCGACGGUGGGACAUUGCCCUAUGGAGGAGGAGAUAACGACAAAAUGAAGAUCUGGAGCACAGAACAUGUUUUCAGCUACCCAUGGGAGACUGUGAUCAAGGCAGCGAUGAGGAAGUACCCGAACCCCAUGAACCCUAGCGUGGUGGGGGUGGACGUUCUGGACAGGAACCUGGACCCAGAGGGGCGCCUACACAGCCACAGACUCCUGAGUACAGAGUGGGGUCUCCCCGGAAUCGUGAGAGCGAUCAUGGGGACCAGUCACACCCGUACCUAUGUCAAGGAGCACUCCAUUGUGGAUCCUGAGGAGAAGACAAUGGAGCUUUGUUCAACAAAUAUCACUCUGACCAAUCUGGUGUCAGUAGAUGAAAGACUGGUCUACAGACCUCACCCAGACAAUCCUGAUGUGACUGUCCUGACCCAGGAGGCCAUCAUCACGGUGAAGGGUGUCAGUCUCAGCAGCUACCUAGAAGGAAUGAUGGCCCUGAGAAUGUCGGCCAAUGCCAGAAAGGGUUGGGAUGCUAUUGAGUGGAUCAUCCAGAACUCUGAAAGGGAGAAUGUUCCUCUUUGUGACCUUUACUAACACUGUCUGCAGGAAGGACGCCAAGGACCGUGGAGCAUAGACAGACAACAUCAUCAGGGAAUAUAGGAAAUUAAUUGUUACCCCCGACUCACAACAUCUGAUGGACACAGCUGCUCCAAAGUAGUUCACUACAUAGGGAAUAGGUUUGGGACUUUACCUCAUUAUCUGUCUGUACCAACAAGACAAGAAAACUAUGAAAAUCAUGCUUUUUAAUAUUAGUGUACCAUUUGCAACUACUGCAGACAGAACGCCCCCACUCUAACAUUUUAUGCAGACACAACGCCCCCAGUCCUACAUGUAAUGCAGACACAAUGCAUCCAUUAUUACAUUUAGUGCAGACACAACGCCCCCGCACUGUAAUGUAUAUUACAGACAUGCUACAAAGCGUAAUACUCCAUAAGAGAUGCUAAUGGUAUUUACUACGAAUAUGACCUAUUGUCCAUUGUCUGCAUAAAUGCACAGAAACACUUCCUGGGGCAGGUGCCCAGGUAACCGUUUUUUAAAAAGCAAUAAGGCAUCUUGGUGUUUGGUGGGAUAUCUCCAAUGUCCCACGGCUAAGAGAGACACUCCCUUUUGCGUCGUGCCUAAGACCAGCCGAUUUGCCGUGGUAUAUUGGCCACGUACCACACCCCUCUGUGCCUUAUUGAUUAAUUACGUCACAAACACUUGAACAGUGCCUAGUGUUUGUAGCCUGGUCCUAGAGCUGUCUGGGCUGUUUCCAACGCCACUCUUCAACAUGACAAGGAGCAGGCUGGCUCUCAGGCUAUAGCGUUUCCUGUGUCAGCCAAAGUGUUUAUUUGCCAUUUUGCACAAAAUGGAAUUUCAUGUGUAGUCCAGGUUAACGAGGGGUUGGACAUUAAAUGAAUGUACAGCAACGUCAUGAGGACAGGACAGUCUUCAUGACUCUGGCAGUUAAAGAUGCACUCUGACUUUUUGUAUAAUUUCAGCAAGCGGUUGAAAGUGGUGCUCAUUAGCCCGAAACGGGUCUCCGUUUUCUUGUGCCCUAAUGUGAUUCAUCUGACUACUACAUCACCCAUUUCUUAUUGUGUGUUAUGACCGGCAAAAAAAUCUGAAGUACAAAAUCUAAUCAAAUUCUUAACUUAUACAAAUAUAGUGUCCUUAAGAUUACGGAAUGCAUCUUUAACAUUACAACUGUACGUCUUCCACAAGCUAUCAAAUGUAUAUCGAAGUUUAGCAGGAGUAGGCAGCUUGAUUGGUCUGGAUGGACGACAUUAUUUAUAAUAAUUCGUACACUGGAAAGUAUCCAUGACCAAGCCCAGAAACAGACUGUAUUGGGUAGUACCAAUACCUGCACUUUGACCUGGUUUUCAGAAUCGCACAGUGUCUCAGCUUUACUUAACUGAUCUUAAUUCACAGCAUGUUUAUAUACUUCAAUGAUCAUGGUUGAUUUUAACGUUAGAAAGAUGUUUAUUUUUGUUAUAACAUUGUGAAGACGUAUUUCAUUUGUCAACAUGUAACCUUAUAAAAGAAAUGCUUGGAUGUAAUAAUAAAAUGUUAACUUAAACUGAAACGUCCUUUGUAGUGGUUACUGUUUCCCUCUACAUACAGGGAAAUAAUUUGGAAGUGUAGGGCCAAUCUGACCUUUGAAGCCAGUUGCACUCAGAUUUCUUCAUUGCAACCCCCGAAUCAA
Esox lucius (northern pike) is the source of this 2325-nucleotide messenger RNA. It is a transcript of the gene prelid3a, whose product is annotated as PRELI domain containing 3A. The record is from RefSeq and is a predicted model, not a curated record. Gene Ontology annotation, cellular component: mitochondrial intermembrane space. Gene Ontology annotation, biological process: phospholipid transport. The transcript is spliced from 8 exons. Gene Ontology annotation, molecular function: phosphatidic acid transfer activity. NCBI's taxonomy places the organism in Eukaryota, Metazoa, Chordata, Actinopteri, Esociformes, Esocidae. Bases 138 to 674 code for a protein of 178 amino acids.